Galleria mellonella (greater wax moth) is the source of this 5152-nucleotide messenger RNA. RefSeq names its product NEDD8 ultimate buster 1. Gene Ontology annotation, molecular function: protein binding. NCBI's taxonomy places the organism in Eukaryota, Metazoa, Arthropoda, Insecta, Lepidoptera, Pyralidae. Gene Ontology annotation, biological process: regulation of ubiquitin-dependent protein catabolic process. The coding region runs from base 135 to 1994 and encodes 619 amino acids. The transcript has 13 exons. The record is from RefSeq and is a predicted model, not a curated record.
CCCGAUGCGUGACAUUAAAAAUUGAUCUUUGUUUUGUUUGUUUGCAUCCGAUUCGACUUUCCAAAAUUGUUUUGCAAAUCGCAAACUCAUUUGGUGACUCAGUCGCUUGAGUUCCUACAGAGUCGACCAAAAUAAUGGAGACUAACCUGCAACACGAAGAUCUUUUGAUAAAAUUACGGGCUAAACUAAACGAAGACAAAAUAAAACUGUGGGAACCACCAUACAUUCAACCAGACAAUGGGAUAUCGCAAAGUUUACAGGAACUAGCCAAAAAAUACUCAACGGCACUAUCAAUAGAUCUUGAUACUAUCCUUCAAGGCCUGCAUGAGCUGCAGCUACACUCCGUUGAUAGAUCGAAAGCUAACGAGGAGUACAAGGAGACAGGGUUUGCUACCUUGAGAAUUAAAGCUACUAUUCCCGGUGAAAGGCCUAAGAUUAUGAAGGUACAAAAAAAAUUGUAUGUGAUGGGAAGUGACUUGAUUACAGCUGUGGCUGAAGAGAUAGGAAUGGCACAGAUUAGAUUAAAGUUGAUCUUUAAUGGUAAAGUAAUAAAGCCAACUUCGAGCCUGGAGGAGCAGGGCAUCAAGAAUGGAGUGCAAAUUAUGGCUCUCAUCAUGUCUAAGACCCCAGACGAAGUGAAGAAGGAGGACGAGAUGUAUUUAGAGAUGAAGUCGACCAGAGAAGACGCCGCACUGCUGUCAAAAUAUGCUGAUGAAGAUUACAUGAAGCUGGAAGACCAGUCGGGCAAGGCUAUAGAGCUGCCGGCGGGUGAGCGGCGUGCACUGCUGGUGGGGCUGGCGCUGCACGAGCGCGGCCGCGCCGCCGCCCGCCGCCAGGACUACUCGCGGGCACUCGUGCUGCUGCUCGACGCAGACCGCCAGCUCAGUGAAUGCAGCUCAUCCAUCUUGAAGUCAGUGGACAACUACGCAGUACUUCAACUGGAUAUAGCGUGGUGCUACCUGUGCCUGCAGAGUCUGUCGUCGGCUACCGAUGCGGCCGCCAGGCUCGCGCGGGCCGAGGCCUCCCUCCUUCGGAUAUAUGGAGAACAGCACCAGACAGUGGCGGAACUGAAGGGAAAUUUAGCUACUGAGCGUGUGCUGUUGAUGCGACUGUAUUUGCUGCAAGGCAUUGUAGCUUAUCAUCAGAACAAGAGGGCCGAGGCCAGGCAGCUGCUCGACAAGGCCGAGUCUGAACUCAAUCUGCUAAGGGUGGAUGAGACGUCUGUGUGUGCACUGGUGGAGCUGGGGUGGUCGCGGGCGCAGGCGAGGGGUGGAUUGCGGGCGGCGGGCGGCGACCGCGACCGCGCUCACCUGCUGCUUGCUGCGAGGCGGGACGCCCGCCGCGACCUGCGCCGCCGCGCCAGCGACGACCGCCGCCGCGCCAGGGAGGAGCGCAAACGCGGGUUGUGUGCGGACGGCAGCGCGGUGAGCCCGCAGCUGGUGCGCGGGCUGCAGGCCAUGGGCUACACCCGCCGCCGCGCCACGCUGGCGCUGCGUGCCGCCAACAACCGCGCCGCCGAGGCCGUGCGCCUCAUACAGGAGCAGCCGGAACUGGUCUCGACAUCACUCUCCACUCCACUUUUGGCAGACAGCGAGGAUUCGUCAGACGACACUGAAACGACCAGUUCUGAUGUCUCGCUCGUAGAACCGGACAACAAGUUGAUUGCUGAGUUGGAAGCAAUGGGCUACGAGUCAGAAGAGGCGAAGGCAGCGCUGCGUGUGACCAACAACAGUCUCGACGAGGCCGCCAACCUGCUGGUCGCCAGUGGGGGACACAUCGUUGACGGUGCUGCAAACCCAACCGACCCGUCAACCAGCGCCGCGACGUCCAGUAAGAAGAAACCGAACAAACACAAAAAAAGCAAACGUAAGGAAGAAUGUGAAAUGGCACUCGAGAGGCUGUCGUCAGCGAUCAGGACAGAGGAAGACGACCACUUGGACACCACCCUGAUCGAAGAAGAGGAGUUUCUGGCACAAUAUAAAUCUCUCCUGUAAAAUUGAUCUAUCGAAUUCCUGAUUCGAUUAGAAAUAAGGUAAACAGUACUUUGGGAAAUUGUCUAAAGAAAUAUUAGGCAUUAUAGCCCAUUGUUGUCCCACUAUUGGGCAUGGAGAACAAUCAGGUUGUGGAAAACCUUCCUGCCCAACUGCUCUCUAGAGAUUACAGCGUUGAGUUCUUCAAAAAGGGCAUAUAAAAGUUUCUUAUGGGUCCGGCAACGCGCGCGUGGUACUACCUAGUGUUACGGGCGUCCAUAAGCUACGAUAACCCCGUUUACCAUCAGACUGGCCGUAUGCUUGUUUGCCACCAUAAUAGUAUAUAGAAAAUGGAUCGCUUCCGUUCUUUCACGAUGGUCGUGAUAUAAAUGUUAAACGCUACCUCACUAGUCCAACUAUUAAAAAAAACUACUGCUUUAGAUUUUUUUUUAAUUAACAAAUUCAACGUCUUUCUAAUCUUCGGCACCCUUGGCUGAACAAUAGAUUUUUAAUAUGUCUACAAUACAUUUUCCCUUUCUUAGGUGUUUCUUUAAUAUUAUUUUUUACUUACUAGCGGCCCGUCCCGGCGUCGCACGGGUGGACAUUUUUACAUUUUAAAAAGUGGCCAUUAAGGUUGCACACGCGACGGAAGCUUAAAAAUGGAGUAACUUCUCCCGUUUUCACAACAUUUCCCUUCACUGCUCUGCUCCUAUUGAUCGUAGCGUGAUGAAAAGUAUACUAUAACCUGCCCAGGAGUAUGAACAAUAAUAAUUGUACCAAGUUUCGUUAAAAUCCGUCGAGUAGUUUUUGCUUCUAUAACGAACAUACAGACAGACACAAAAAUUUUACUGAUUGCAUUUUUGGCAUCAGUAUCGAUUACUAAUCACCGCCUGAUAGUUAUUUUGGAAAUAUAUUUCAUGUACAGAAUUGAACUCUCUACAGAUUUAUUAUAAGUAUAGAUGUCUUAGGAAGAUCGAUAAAAUAAUAAUAAUAAUACAUAAUAAUGUUAUUAUUUUACGAAGUUUUAAAAUGAAUCUGUGAAUUUUAAUAACUAUAAAGAAAAUGACUAAAAUUUAUUUUAUAUAUUGUUCUAAAUACAUAUAAAAUAUUUCUGUAAAUGCUAAAUGUUUAUGUAAUUAAUUUUACAUUUUACAAACGUAAUGUACAAAUUUUUCUUCAUCGAAUUUAUAUGAAAUAAGUCCUAUGUAGUUUGUAGUUUAUAAAAAUAAAGUAAUAAUUGUUAAUGAUAAAAUAAAAAUAUGUUUUCGACUAUAAUCCCUAAUGGGGUAGUCAGUGGCGUUUGUCGCCUGUCGCCAUUUUGAUUGUCUAUCUAUCCUAUUUAAGAGCUGCGCUCUUGUCGGUGGAGCUCUUGCCACUCACUACGAUUUUCAGCGAGUCCCUUCACCUCUUGAUACGACACGACACCAACUCCUUCCUUGAUCUGCCUGAUGUAACUAUGCCUUGGUCUCCCUCUUCCCCUCCUUCCUUCUAUCUUACCUUUUAUUAUAAUGUUCAUAAGUUCGUCGUGUCGUAUCAAGUGUCCCAACAUUUUUCCCCUUCUGUCCUCAAUAGUUCUAAUAAUUUGUCUUUUUUCCUUAACCCUAAGCAGGACCUCCUCAUUGCUAAUUCGAUUUUGAUUGUAACUGUCAUUAAUUAUAUACAAAUGUAAUACAUUCUUUUUUUCAUUUAAUUAACAUUAUUUAAAUCUAUGUAUAUAAUGAAGAAUACUUAUAUAAAUACAAUAUAAUUGAUAAAUGCAUAAUUUGAGAACAGUCCGACCUACUUGACUAUUUUUUUUAUUGUUCGUGGUGGUCCUAAUGAAUAUUUUAGAGUAAGACAAAAAAAAUUUAUUUAGGAUGACAUCGGUAACGUCUAUGAGGGCCUUAAACCUCUUUGUUAAUUGUUACAAUAAUAGGAUUUGUUUCAUAUGAAAUGCUUUAGAGUAAGGUUAUAAAAAUGUAUUUAGGAUGAUAUCGACAACGUCUAUGAGGGCCUUAAACCCCUUUGUUCGCGAAUCAUAAUAGGAUUUGCUUCAUAUAACCUGCCGAUGUUAAAGGUUUUUUUUUUGAUGGGUGAAAAUGGUAUGAUAACCCCGCCUGCGCUAACGGGAUACGCUGGCGGAGCACCAGUAAAGGGUGAUUGAUGAGAAUGAAAACAGGCCAGUUAGCCCAUCAUGAUGAAUUCAGCAGGAAUUAACCAUGAUAGUUUCCACGGGGAACCGCGAGGAGGUCGACCUGGUUGGGUAUAUUGCUAGCAAUGGGAUUCUCAGUCUCUAUUACUAACAAUCCCUUUCCCCCCGAUGUGAAUGUAUUAUUACUAUCAAAUAUUACUGUAAUGGAGACUGAAAAAGUACAUAUGGAUUUUAUUAUUUAUUAAUCCUUUAUUAACCGGGGGGAGAAGGGAUUGUUAGUAAUGAGGAUAAGCAACCUCAUUGCUAGCAAUAAACCCUAUUACAUCGACCUCCACGCGGUUCUCCCUGGAAACCCUCAUGAUUGAUUCUUUGUUGAAUAUGUCAGGAUGGGCUAACUGACCUGCUUCAUUCUCGCCUGUCAUCCCUCACUGGUGCCCCGCCGGUGUAUACCGAUAGCGCGGGAGGGGUUACCAUUCCAUUUUUAACCAUUAUAAAAAAACCUUAAGUACAUGCCAGUAAACAGCAAUGACAUGACAGCAAUGUCAGCCAAAUGACAGAUGUAAGUUGACAACUGACAUUCACUGUCAUGCCAAUGCCAGUUAAACUCGGCGGGUAUGUAAAUUUUUAUUUUGAUUGAUGUAAAAUGGCCUUUUUAAUCUACCAGGCCCUCUAGACAAAUGGCGAGCGGAUUCGUCAAUGGAAUCGACAUCGCUAUCGAUUUCAUGAGUUGGAAUGAGACAUCCGACGUUGCUAUCUCAUUCUAUCUCACGGACUCGCUAGCGCUGGUCAGCUAGUCUGAAAUAAUGAUAGUUUAUGAGUGUUGUUGUGACGUGUCUCUGUUGUAUUGUACUAGUCUUUACCCGCGAUUUUACCUGGAAAUAUAUAGCACUUAUGUCCUCCUCCAUCCAGAAUAUUACGCAUAUUAAGAAAUAAUAAAGACUAAACCGGAAUUUUAACAAAAUAUUAAAAGUUGUUACGUGUGCCUAAUUAUUCUAUUGUCAUACAAAAUAUUGUUAUGAACUAUUAGAAAUAAAAAUAUUUAUACAGUGUG